AUGGGGUCUCCAUUUAGCAAGAAGAAACCAAAGAUUACACAACAGGACACAGUAGUUCUGGUAUUGAAGGAUCAGAGGGACAAGUUAAAACAAUACCAGAAAAAGAUACAACUGAAUCUUGAAAAAGAAAGACAAUUGGCAAAAAAGUUGUUGCAGGAAGGAAAGAAAAAUGAAGCAAAGCUUCUGCUUAGGAAGAGGAAAUACCAAGAGCAGAUACUGGAGAGGACAGACAGCCAGCUGGAGAACUUAAAGGAAAUGAUACAAGAUGUUAUGCAUGCUGUUAAGUUGGCUUGGCUUGAAAUUCAAGUGGCUGAUGUACUGAAACAAGGAGAUGAAAUUCUGAAGAAAAUGCAAGAGAUAAUUAGCAUCAAAGAUGUAGAGAAAAUGAUGGAUGAAACCAAGGAAGGAACUAAAUGCCAGAGGGAGAUUGACCAACUUUUAUGUGGAAGUUUGACUCAGGAAGAUGAAGAUGCUGUGUCACAAGAAUUGGAGGAGAUGACAUAG
Messenger RNA from Pocillopora verrucosa, 504 nucleotides. The record is from RefSeq and is a predicted model, not a curated record. NCBI's taxonomy places the organism in Eukaryota, Metazoa, Cnidaria, Anthozoa, Scleractinia, Pocilloporidae.